AUGUAUCAAAAAUGGAACGAUCAAUUAGGUCACAUUCGUCGACAGUUGAUGCAGAUAUUGGAUGAAAUAUUACAUCCUGGUCUUGGUUUAAUCGAGGAAUAUAAUAUAUGUUUGCGUUCAACAGCUCAAUCACUCAUAGAUUAUAGUAUAGAUCAAAUAGUCGAACAUAUUGACGAUGAUGAUGAUGAUGAUGAUGAUCAGCUUUUUCCUUUGGAUAAUUUAUCAUCGUCCUAUAAUCAUACUGAUUUGUGA
This is a messenger RNA of Rotaria sordida, 252 nucleotides long. The record is from the annotation of a GenBank genome assembly. Lineage: Eukaryota; Metazoa; Rotifera; Eurotatoria; Philodinida; Philodinidae.